Messenger RNA from Chara braunii, 2173 nucleotides. NCBI's taxonomy places the organism in Eukaryota, Viridiplantae, Streptophyta, Charophyceae, Charales, Characeae. The record is from the annotation of a GenBank genome assembly.
UCGUAGAAGCCGAACCGGUGGGUGAGAUCAUCUGGGAUCAACUCCGGGGGCGCGGACCGCAGGCCAACUUUAUUUUGGAAAGCGACGGACGUGAUAGGGUGAACGCAACCACUCGACUGGGAAUGGCCGGGAGAAGGAUUAACCGUGACACCAUUAUGGAGGAGGUCGCUAGAAGCUCCGAACCCCAGGCAAAGCCUGAGGCCGAGGAACCAGAGAAAGUCUAUGGGAAGCCUAGGGAAGAGGAGCCUGAAGACAAGGCUACCGCCGCCAAGAAGAAGUUUAGGUAUCCAAUCCCGAUCUUGACCUUGCUUGAGCUCGACGACACUAUUAGCAAGCUACUAGGAACCAUGGUGUCGGUGUCUUUUCAGACCAUGCUGCAAGCUAGCCCUAGGUUGCUCAAGGGGCUCAAACAACUGUUGACUCGGAGGCGAGUAGAAAUAGGCGACAACCCCGAAUUACCAGAAGGGGAGAGGGAGGAGGAAGCUCCGCAAGAAGUGGCUAACCUUCAGAGGAGUCACGGGGACUUGGAGGAUCUCGAAAGGGUCUUUGCAGACAUUCGUUUGAACUUGCCCGACCGAGAGGGCGGCGAAGUUACGAGAUCACCACCCGGGACGAAGCUUAGCUUUCAUGCGCUACCCGUAGGGAAAUUGAAAAUCCAGAUCGGGAGUCAUCACACCGACGCAUUAGUAGACGGGGGAGCAGAAAUCACUCUCAUAAGGAGAGACUUCGCAACGAUCACGGGAUGUACGGUAAACAAGGAAGUAACAGGGAGCAUCCGGGGAGCUGGCGGGGAAAUCCCGUUCGCUGGGUACGUCAUGAAGUGUGUUGUGAAGGCAGGGGUCAGGGAAUCGAUCUGGUCGUUUCAGCGGAUGAUCGUAAUGGAGGAAAUGGACCACGACAUAAUCCUCGGGAGACCGUGGUGCGCGAACGUAGAGAUGAUAGGCAUGCACUUGCACGAUGGCUCGUACAUGGUAGACAUAGAGGACCCUGUGACCGACCGGGGAGAGCUCCUUCGACUCCUUGGAACGGGAGGAGACCCCCCAAAGGGAAAAUUGGCAACAUGGUCGCCGUCAUUCGAGGAUAGCACGCGAAAAGGGGCUUUCGCACGGAUGGAGGUUGUCUUGUCGCAAACAGAGAAAUUGAAGAAAUGGAAUAAGGAGUACACUUCAGAAUUUACUACCAUUACGCAGAUAGCAAAGGGGAAGGCGCCACUGGUGACAGAGUCGGCCAAAACAACACGUAGAACACUGAGAAACAUCCGACCACUUAUUGCUGCCAGGUAUGUGGUGAAAGUACAGGAAUGGCAGAUCGCCACGGAUGUUUCUUUCAAAAUCCCUCACCUUGUGGAAGGAUCGAAUGUCAUCAAAGCUCUCAGAGAUAAGGUAACAACGGAGACCCCGAUGGGUGUUUUUGAAACUGUCCCCCUGGAAGAGGGACAGACAGACCCCAUCAUUCAAGAAGAUUCAAAAAGUUCGCAGAAGCGAAUGGGGGACGUGGGAAGAAAUUCCCCGAGGGCCUUCUCACCCCUAAUUGUUAAGAUGGCGGUGGAAGUGCAGCUGCGGUCCGGAAUGAUAUGGAAACCUUGGAGAACGGUAACUAAAGUUCCCUACAGCAUUUUAGCAGACAUAGGCAUAUCAGCUGAGCUGGCGGCAGCAGUAGUUGCACACAUAGUCUCAAGAGGGCUGCUAGAGGGGGACGAGGAGCUGGACGCAAGGGCAUAUGCCACUGACUGGGAAAGAUUCUACAGGAGUGAUGCCUCGGAUAACGACUGUAACUCGUGGGACGGGGACGAUGAAAGAGAAAAUUUGGAUCUGAGCCCCGAAUUGGAGAAGGACAAGAGCGGGAACGAAGGGCUGGAUGGGCCGGAUGUCUCAGGAACGGUAUCACCUUCCCUAUCAGGGGAUAACGGGCCGAAGACCUAUCAGAGGGGGACCGGUGAGGGUAUGGAUACGGAAGGGACCCCUCCUCCCUAGAGGCCUUGUCACCAACCCAAUUCCCUAGCCCUGUGCAGUUGCAGCCAUGGAGAGCUAUAGGGUAAGAGCUAACGAGGGAGGGGAACGAAUUGACUGGAGGAAUCAAGGGUUAGUCAUCAGAAGUUGGAACGUCAACGGACUCGGGAACAUAGUGGACGAAGAAGAAAAAUUGAAUGAUCUAAUAAAAGGCUUGGGAGUCA